Molecule: messenger RNA, 1731 nt
Organism: Cryptococcus amylolentus CBS 6039
Lineage: Eukaryota; Fungi; Basidiomycota; Tremellomycetes; Tremellales; Cryptococcaceae
Exons: 4
Coding region: 1-1731 (576 amino acids)
Source: RefSeq, a predicted model, not a curated record
AUGCCUCCCUCUAGUACACCCCCGUAUACGCUACACAGGCGCUACCUUCACACCAAAUCACGCCGUCCUCUCACCCUUCGCUACAUCGGGCCUCUACCUCCCUCCAGUGACCCCUCGUCUUCGUUCACAUCUGAACAAGUUUGGCUUGGUAUAGAGUACGACGAUCCGAAAUUGGGGAAGCACUCUGGGACAUUCCAAGGUAUUCAACUAUUCGACACGCGAGAGGAAGGAAGCGGUGCUUUCUUGAAAUACCAAACGGGGAAAGAGCUCGUGGAAGGCAAGAGCCUCGUAGAGAGUUUGGAAGAGCGUUACGGACUCCUCGAUCCAGCAUCACAAACAGACUCUCAAGAAAGUGAGGGCAAGGAUAAAGAAGAAAUUAUACUAGGCUCCUCGAAUGGCAAUAUCGUCGUCGAGGCAAAAUACCACAAGGCGCGUCAAAGGCUCAACAACUUUGAGAAACUGCGUAAUAUUGGUUUUGGUACGGAGUCCAUCAGUCGACUAGGAGGGAAUGAGGGGGUAAAGGCAAAGAUGAAGGAGAGGCUGAAGAGCGUGAAAUGGUUGGGACUGGAAGCAAAUCUUCUGGGAAGCUGGGAAGAGGUCGCGGAUAUUGCCAGCUGUUUCGAAGGAUUGGAAGUCCUGACUCUGAGUCACUCCAGGUAUGAUCCCUUGCCCAACUCGGGACCAACGAAUGGAAAUGCUUUCAGUAGAAUCAAAGAACUCCAUCUUUCCGACUGCUCUCUCCCUUGCACAGAGAUCCCUGGCUUGGCACGCCUCUUCCCGGCACUAGAAGUGCUUCAUUUGGAAGCCAACAGGACUUUGCGCAACUUGGAUUGCCAUGGGGGAGAAGAGGUACUCCUGAGCGCGUGGAAGGUGUUUAAAGAGAUCAAGCUUGGUGGAUGCCCGCUCGAGAGCUGGGACACAAUCAUGAAUUUCAUAGCGCAUUUCGGCAGUCUGGAGUCACUGGAUCUAUCGUUCAUACCCGUCACUGCCAUACCUCGGUCUUCGGCACGAUUCCCACAUAUCACUCGUCUUACCCUUCUAGGCUCGUCACUUACCUCUUGGGAAUCCAUCGACGCUCUUCCCUCCCUCUUUCCUAGCCUAACCUCAUUCCGCUUCUCCCUCCCGGAUACCCCUCAUGAGUCAGAUGCGCCAGCACCGCCUGAAACCCCUUCCUUAUCCGUCAGUCAUCAAACAUCUCUUCAGAGGUCCAUAAUAAUCGCAAAAAUCCCCGGGCUUUCCAUCUUCAACUCCACUCCCAUCACGAAAGGGGAGAGGAGAGAUGCAGAGAUGUUCUAUUUGGGCUACGUGGAGAGGUAUCUGGAAACACAUCCCGGGGAGGAAGGGAAGUGGGGGAGGUGGGACGAGUUGGGUAGAUUGCAUGGAAGGGUCGAAAAGAAGGAUGGUGAUGGCGCCAAGAAGGCUGGAAAUGGAUUGAGGAAGAAAAUGAUCACUUUACAAGCAUACAAUGCCGACUUCUCCGGUGGCCCUUCUCCUAUAUCGCUCCUACCAUCCUCUCCUCUUUCCCUCCUGCAGCGCAAAGCAGCUCGUCUCUUCCAGCUCGAUCCCAAGGCGCGUAUACGCGUAUGGACAGUCCGCCAAGGUCAAGGAGGUCAGAAGGAAAGGGCAGUUCAUACGACAGGAGGCGACUUGAAAGAAGUCGGGUGGUGGUUUGAGGAUGGGGACGACGUGAUUGUGCAGGUUGCAGGGGAAGACGAGUUGUGGAUUGUAUAA